Octodon degus (degu) is the source of this 3406-nucleotide messenger RNA. It is a transcript of the gene Wdfy2, whose product is annotated as WD repeat and FYVE domain containing 2. NCBI's taxonomy places the organism in Eukaryota, Metazoa, Chordata, Mammalia, Rodentia, Octodontidae. The transcript is spliced from 13 exons. The record is from RefSeq and is a predicted model, not a curated record. Gene Ontology annotation, molecular function: metal ion binding; protein binding. The coding region runs from base 196 to 1200 and encodes 334 amino acids.
GGUCCCAGGAGGUGGUGAACAUGGCCGUGAUCGUGCCCAAAGAGGAGGGCGUCAUCAGCGUGUCAGAGGACAGUACCUCAAGACAUAAAUUAGAAGUGAUCAAGUUCAGAACUAAUCAAAGUACUCAAAUGCCUGACAGUUCGCGUUUGGCUAAAGAGAGACAGUGGACAAUAUUGGCCAAGCAUAUACCACGCAAUGCCUUCUCCAUGUUCAUGCAUGUCUUUUAACCCGGAAACAAGAAGACUGUCCAUAGGUCUAGACAAUGGUACAAUCUCAGAGUUUAUUUUGUCCGAAGACUAUAACAAGAUGACUCCUGUGAAAAACUAUCAAGCUCAUCAGAGCAGAGUGACGAUGAUCCUGUUCAUCCUGGAGCUGGAGUGGGUCCUGAGCACAGGACAGGACAAGCAGUUUGCCUGGCACUGCUCUGAGAGUGGGCAGCGUCUGGGAGGGUAUCGCACCAGCGCCGUGGCCUCCGGCCUGCAAUUUGAUAUUGAAACCCGGCAUGUGUUUAUUGGUGACCACUCAGGCCAAGUGACAAUCCUCAAGCUGGAGCAGGAAAGCUGCACACUGGUCACAACGUUCAAAGGACACACAGGUGGGGUGACGGCUCUCUGUUGGGACCCAGUGCAGCGGGUGCUGUUCUCAGGCAGUUCCGACCACUCUGUCAUCAUGUGGGACAUCGGUGGGAGAAAAGGAACGGCUAUCGAACUCCAAGGACACAAUGACAAGGUCCAGGCCCUUUCCUAUGCACAGCACACGCGGCAACUCAUCUCCUGCAGUGGCGACGGUGGCAUUGUCAUCUGGAACAUGGACGUAGAGCGGCAGGAGACCCCCGAGUGGUUGGACAGUGAUUCCUGCCAAAAGUGUGAUCAGCCUUUUUUCUGGAACUUCAAGCAAAUGUGGGACAAUAAAAAAAUUGGCCUAAGACAGCACCAUUGCCGCAAGUGUGGGAAGGCCGUCUGCGGCAAGUGCAGCUCCAAGCGCUCCUCCAUCCCCUUGAUGGGCUUCGAGUUUGAAGUGAGGGUGUGUGACAGCUGCCACGAGGCCAUCACAGAUGAAGAGCGAGCACCCACAGCUACCUUCCAUGACAGUAAACACAACAUUGUGCAUGUGCAUUUUGAUGCAACCAGGGGAUGGUUGCUGACUUCUGGAACUGACAAAGUUAUUAAGUUAUGGGACAUGACCCCAGUGGUAUCUUGAUGACUCUCCCAGGACUCAGAAAGAUAGUAUUUACUAAAGAAAUGGUUGUUUUAAUCCAAAUGAUUACUGGAGAAGUAAAGCAGACGCGUGAGAAGUAAAACAAACUAAAGGCCCUGGGUGACUGUGCAUCUUACCUACGCAGUCAGGGGUGGGCGUGCAGCAGGAUGUUCACGGGGACUUUUCAACUUGUUCAUACAAUCUAAAGAAGAUAUUUUUUUAACAAAUGGUUUAUACAGUCUGGCUAUGCUUCAUUGUUUCAAGUAUGCUAAAAACUUCGUGUUGGGUGUUUGAUUUUUAUAUUUUCUAGCCCUCCAUUUUGCCUGUUGCUUUGUGUGUUGGAGAAAAAAGAGAACUAUGUUGUUCAGAGUAUUUUGGUCAUUAUGAAGUAGUUUCCACGUUUUCUUCACUGUGGCAUGUGGCCAGCGUCUUUUUGUUCUUUAAUUUUAUCUACUUGUACCUUCUCUCUCUUUUGCCAGAGUAUAUGUAUUUAUGUGUUUAUUCCCAGUGUUUGUGCUUUUGUUUCUUCUAAAUGGAGAGAUUGGAAAACCGUUUGUUUUGCUCCACCAGCCAACUUCUCGAAGCGCCUAAAGAAUGAUCCAUUUCUAUUGUCUGACGUGUUCAUGUUCUCACUGAGUAGAAAUGACUUCCUGUUUUUGCCUCAGGUUUCUGUGUUUCCCACUUUAGAAAAUGCUGUGAGAAGGUAUUGCCAACAUCAUCAUCACAGAAGUAGAUGACUGGAGCUCACAGCUUCAACCAUCAGUGCCUGGAUCACGUAGCAUCACCUAGGGCCUCCUGAGCCUUUCAUGUGUUAGCGUGUUUUUUGCUUUGUUUUGUUUUGUUGUUUUUUACAUAGCUCUUAUAACAUUCAAAACAAAAACUUACAAACUCCAAAAAUAAAUGUCUUUAAGAUUUGUUUUCCUGUGCCAUAUCAUCUCUGAACUGGAACAUGUAUUGCUGUAAGAUUUGAGUCCUCAAAAAAAAAGGUUGUAGUCCUGCUUUGUCACCAUCUUCACCUUCUUCCCCUUCAAAAUACAGACAUUCAAAUAUUUUAUCUUACUGUAUUUCAUCUGAACAGGUUGCAUACUUUCAUACUGAGACUAUAUGUGAUCUGAGAUGUGUAGGUACUAAAUGCGAUAGCUCCUGCUGUGUUCCUCUUGGGGACAUAAACGAGGGUUCCAGAAUAUGCACAUGAAUUCUUGCUUCUAAGGGAAUCUGAUCAAACUUGAUAAAUGAUUACCUCAGGAUACUGAAGUCCUUUUUUAAAACCCUAUUUUCAGUGUAAAAGUAGAAUUAAAAUUAGUGGCAAGCAUGUGCCAGGUAUGCACUUUAUAUGGAUACCCCAGGCUUAGCACUUUAUAUGAAUACCACCUCAUGGGGCUGGGGAGAUAGCUCAGUAGAAUAAGUGCAUCCCUGGCAAGCGCAAGGGCCUGAGUUCAAUCCCCAGUUCCGCCAAAAAAAUGAAUACCACUUCAUGAGAUGCUCACGUGUCAGGACUAUUCAGGGUUCACCACGCCUCUUGAACAUAUCCAGGUUAAAUGAAGUCUCACAGAUAAACAGAUUGCUCGUUUGCUUUUCCCCUUCUGGGUCCUGUCUGCACCAUAGAUAUUCACUUCUGAUUUGACAAGUUUGGGGUAAUAGAUAAAUAGAAUUUGAGUGAAAUAGAAAUCCUCCCUAUUAUUUUUUUUUUCUUUUUCUGGCAAGUAUUUACUCCCCUUACAAUUAUUCAUUACUUUUCUAACUGGCGAUACUUUAAAGCUAUACUUGGAUACCACCCCAGCCCUGACCCGUGUACUCCCUGGGGAUGGGGCUUCCUGGAGGUAACUCUGCUGAUCCAGCAUGGGAAAGCAGGGCCAAAGUGUGUGUCCUGUGUAUCCAUGGCACAUGACAGCCAUCGCCUAAGGCCAGCACUCUUGAGGUACACAGACCUGCAGUGCACACAUAAGGACCAUUGAUUAUUCUUCAUUGUCCCUCCCACACUGCUCUUGCUUGUGUUCCAUCAGAGCUGUUAUAACUACUUCCAAGUCUGUUCUACAUGGUUGCUCUGUAAGAGAGCUUUUCAAAAGAGAUUGCAUUUAAAGUAUUAGAAUAUCUGUUUUGUAGUGAAUUACUAGAACCUGUGGCCACUUACUAUGUUAUAUGCAAUAGGCCAGUCAGAUAGCUCAGCGAUUUAAAAUGCCUGCUUAGGCAGAUGCAGGGACCAGGGCUC